AAAGAAAUCUGGCUUAUGGCAGGUCAGAUUGCGCAGGUAACUUAAUGUAAUGACGUGAUUUCUGGGACUCGGUGGUUGAUUGUUACCUGAGUAAUGUUGCACAAUGUUUCAUAAAAACAACUUCUGCACAUCCUGAGGAAGUGCAGCUCAAUUAGGUACCUGUACAACUCUGCUGGGCCUUAGGCUUCAUGCUGCCCGACCUGGCUAGGAUGUGUAGAACAAGUUGAAAUCGUCACAAAAGGAUAAAGUACGCCAGUUUAUGAUCUUUACACAAUCUAGUGAAAAGACUGCAGUGAGUUGUCUAUCCCAAAAUGACUGGAAGUUGGAUGUUGCAACAGACAACUUUUUCCAAAAUCCUGAACUUUAUAUACGAGAGAGCGUUAAAGGAUCGCUGGACCGAAAAAAACUAGAACAGCUAUAUAACCGAUACAAAGAUCCUCAAGAUGAAAAUAAAAUUGGUAUAGAUGGAAUACAGCAAUUUUGUGAUGACCUAGCACUUGACCCUGCCAGCAUUACUGUACUAAUCAUCGCAUGGAAAUUCAGAGCUGCAACACAGUGUGAGUUCUCAAAGCAGGAAUUCAUGGAUGGCAUGACUGAUUUAGGAUGUGACAGCAUAGAAAAACUAAAGGCCCAGAUUCCUAAAAUGGAACAAGAAUUAAAGGAGCCAGGAAGAUUUAAGGAUUUUUAUCAGUUUACUUUCAACUUUGCAAAGAAUCCGGGACAAAAAGGUUUAGAUUUAGAAAUGGCCAUUGCCUACUGGAAUUUAGUACUUAAUGGAAGAUUUAAAUUUCUAGACUUGUGGAACAAUUUUUUGUUGGAACAUCAUAAAAGAUCAAUACCUAAGGAUACCUGGAACCUUCUUUUAGACUUCAGUACAAUGAUAGCAGAUGAUAUGUCUAAUUAUGAUGAGGAAGGGGCAUGGCCAGUUCUUAUUGAUGACUUUGUGGAAUUUGCACGCCCUCAAAUUGCUGGGACAAAAAGUACGACAGUGUAGCACUAAUGGACCCUUCUAGAAUGUACAUAGUGUGUACAAAUAAAUACAAUGGAAAAUUGCACAGUCAAUUUCUGCUGGCUGGACUGAACUGAACUGAAGUUCAAUCCUCACAAUAAGGGUUGAGGGUUGAGACAAACCUUUAAGGAUACAUCUUGGACCAUAUCAUAUUUCACUCUUCUCCUGGUGGUUUGGGCUUCUCUUCUAGUCUGGACCACUUUUGCCAGUUAUAAUUCCAACAUUGUGGAUUUAAUCAUUUUUGUGAACCACCCUAGUUUUAUUUUCCUAUCUGAGAAGCUUUAUGAUUAUUUUGAGGUUUCUGGUUUCACAUGAAGCACAAUGCUGUCUUCAUUGGACAACUGAUGUUUGGCAUCCGAAUUACACAGAUCAGCAUCAAAUAUUUUUUUUAAACUCCUUAAAUAUACACUUUGGGCUAGUUGCAAAGACUAUAUUGAUAGCACUUCCUACAAGAGUGAUAUAUUUAAGUGUACUGAAUCCGAUAUUUUUCUUUUAUGGAAAAUUACAGGUAUUGUCUAAGUGGGGUUUGAGUAGAAACAACCAACAAAAGUGAGAUUGUUAUUGGGAUAUCUAGGUGCCUAUCUGAAAGGUUUUAUUGUACCUCAACUUUCUUUAAGAGCAGUUGAAGUACUACGCAACUACUGUGCACUUAUAGUACCCAUGUUUAAUACUAUAGUCAGCCUUCAGUGAGCUUCAUUGAGAUGAGUUGUGUGCAUAAUGAUAGAAUCUAAUAUUCUCUAGGUUAUCUAAUAAAUCCAAUUUCAUUACAGUUUUGAGAUGCUUACCUAUCUGUUCAAGAAGGGUUUUUUUUUUUCUUUUCAUUUCUGUAGAAAUUUAAAACUUGAAUAUACUGAAUUUGUGUCUUAAUGUUUGCUGCACAAUACAGUAUUUUUAAAUGGAGGCAUUGGACUUACGGCUGCAGUAGGAGAGAACCAGUGACCCUGUGGCAAGUCUGACACGAAUCUGAGUUUUGAAGCGAUUGUCCUGAGACAUGUAAUUUAAAACUUGACAGUGUAUAUGUAUUGCUGUUAUGGACAAAGCCCAUGUUCAAUGACUUUUUGUUGAGCUGUUCAAGAUGACAGAUCACUGUGGUUGCCAAAUAUAGACAUUUUAAAAGUAAAACUCUUCCCAAACUUAAUCAGAUGCAGAAUAUCAUACUGGCUUCUUUUGUUUCCUUAAAUUAUUUUGUUGAUCUACCACUACUUCUGUGUGCCUCAUUGCGUGGAACUAAAUUGGGACUGUUGUCACUUCAAAGCAGGAUUUUAUCUUGUUCUGUGCUUUUUACAUUACAGGAGCUUCUUUCAUGCUGAAAACACUCACUCUGCACCUGCUGACUUGUGAGGGAGGCUUUUGGUGGUUUUGCGACCAAUACUGUUCUGUAAAAAGCAAGAAAAUGUCCAACUUCAGUCUAAAAAAGUGAUUAUAGUCAUUGGGAACAGGGGUUGAAGACUCCUGGCUGUCUGAUAUUCAAGUCUGAAUUACUGUUGAAAUUAGUAAAUGGAACUUGUGCUAAAAAGAGCUGUAUGGCUUUUUUUAUACAGAUGCAAAAAAAAAAAAAAAAAAAUUUAGGAAAAGUUGAGCAUUAAACUGCUUUGAAGUGGAUGAGAAGGUUGCUUCCCCUCCUGACAGUGCCCUUUUUAAUAAAGCCUAGUCACUCCUUUAUUUCCAAAUCCAGACCUACAAACAGAAAAAAUAUUGCAAAUUUCUACUCCAGCUACCGGAAUUGGCUAUGCCAAAAAUGUUUCUUUUUGCUGCUUUCAGUAUUUCCUUCCUUAAUUUUGUGUAAAUACAAGCGGGGACUUGAAUUAUGAAGAGAACGUUACAAGGUAUAUAUGCGUGCUGUUUUCCGUCUUGAGGGUUUGGUACAGUUUCAGAUUGAUUAGUUCAAGUAUGCUGUGUUUUGAGAUGAGAACUAAUUAGCUUUUAUCCCAAUACAGAUUUGUCUUUCACAGAAGUCUGGUAUUGGUUAGUGGCAUAAUGCCGUGGUGUUUUAAAGAAUACUCCUUUUGAAUGCGAGACCUUUUCAACAAAAUAGUGUUGUCAUCAGUUUGGUACUAUACACUUAUAAUUACUGUGUAAUUAUAAAACAAAAGUACAAUACCUAACGCUUCAAAUAAUUAUGUAGCAAGAAACUUAAAGUUAUUCAUGCUAUAAUGGCAUCGUAGAAUUUAACAAAAUAAAUGAUUUGCAGUUGAAAAC
This is a messenger RNA of Gavialis gangeticus (Gharial), 3208 nucleotides long. RefSeq names its product defective in cullin neddylation 1 domain containing 1 (gene DCUN1D1). The transcript is spliced from 7 exons. Lineage: Eukaryota; Metazoa; Chordata; Crocodylia; Gavialidae. The record is from RefSeq and is a predicted model, not a curated record. Gene Ontology annotation, molecular function: ubiquitin-like protein binding; ubiquitin conjugating enzyme binding; cullin family protein binding. Gene Ontology annotation, cellular component: ubiquitin ligase complex. Gene Ontology annotation, biological process: protein neddylation; positive regulation of ubiquitin-protein transferase activity. The coding region runs from base 260 to 994 and encodes 244 amino acids.